AUUACAACAACAAAGUUACGAACUUGCACCAUUUCAACAAGCUAAAAGAUAAGCAGUUGGCUUCAGUUGCAAAUAUUUAAGCACGGAGGCGAACAUGUACAUGUAUUAGCACAGAUUUUUAAUUCUGUUGCGAAAAGGAGAACUUAAUUACUCAGACGUAUCAAUUCAAUAUAACCAUAUCGCUAAGGCAGAAUAAUUAAUCAUGAUUCACGUCGGCGAGAAUUCUUGGAAUCUGCGGAUUUUUAUUACAGAUCUACGCAUUGAGAAGACCUUGCGUGUACGUGGUGAUCAACAUAUAGGAGGAAUAAUGCUUCAGUUGGUUGAACCAGAAAAUCCUAAAGAUUGGUCAGAUCAUGCUCUUUGGUGGCCUGCAAAGAAUGUUUGGUUGACGCGAACACGUUCUACUUUAGAUCAAGUGGGUGUCCAUGCCGACUGUGUACUCCAUUUCACGCCAAUGCAUAAGACUUUAAGAGUUCAGUUACCGGAUCUUCGUUACUUGGACUGUAGGGUGGAUUUCUCUAUUAAAACAUUUGCUUCAGUAGUCAAUUUAUGUAAAGCACUUGAUAUUCGAUAUCCUGAAGAACUGUCAUUUUGCAAACCUAUCGAGUCAGACCAUCUUAAAAAGAAUUAUUCAAAGCUACCGCAAAAACCUAUACCCGUACCGGAUCCGGAUGGAACGACAUACCUGCAUCCUGCUCCGGAUACAAAUUCGUUUAUCCCCAUAAAUUCAGCCUUCAACGGUAGUAACAGUAGCCUUGAUAAUCACCAAAAUGAGAACUUUUUGUGUGCUCCAGUUUCCCCCUAUACACCCCGUCGGGGUCCCAGUGGCACUGCUCCAAGCACACCAAUCAGCUCCCCAACUGGUACAUGGAAACAAAGUAACAAUGGAUAUACAACAAUUGAUUCAUCUUCCAGUCUUGGGGACAUUCAAGAAAAUUUGGCUUUCUCUCCCAGAUCCCCGAGUCCAGAUGUACGUGCAAGACUUUUACGUCCGCGCUCUUUAAUAGAAAAAGCACGCAUGAAUGUAGGUUGGUUGGACUCAUCUCUUUCCAUAAUGGAACAAGGUAUUCGUGAAUAUGACACCCUCUCUCUGCGUUUUAAAUAUUACACAUUUUUCGACAUAAACCCAAAAUACGAUCAGGUGCGAAUAAAUCAAUUGUACGAACAGGCGAAAUGGUCUAUCUUAAAUGAGGAACUCGAGAGCACUGAAGAAGAAUCACUCAUGUUUGCUGCCCUCCAGUUUCAAAUAAAUUACCAAGCUGAUUCACAUUCAACCAGCCUUGACGUGGUAGAUACUGGCAAUGGCGAUAAUGGGACAUACGAUGAUAUUGAUACAGCACUUAACGAAUUGCAAAUAACAUUAGAAGGCCCAAAUUCUUCUACAGAAGUCAACAAUAUCACAAAAAUUCCAGAACUUUCAGAUUAUUUGAGAUUUCUUAAACCCCGCAAAUUUACCUUGAGAGGUUAUAAACGAUAUUUCUUUGCUUAUCGGGAUCUCCAUCUUCAUUUAUAUAAAACCGCCGAUGAUUCACGUCGGGGAGCUCCGGAAUUGACAAUAAACUUGCGAGGAUGCGAAGUAACUCCUGAUGUAAAUUUAGCUCAGGGAAAAUUUUCCAUUCGUUUGGAAGUGUCUCCAGAGGGUCAUAGCGGUCCAAACAGCGAGGUAUGGAUACGUUGCGACACAGAAGAGCAGUAUGCAAGGUGGAUGGCUGCCUGUCGGCUAGCAUCAAAAGGCCGUUCUCUGGCUGACAGCUCUUACGAAAAUGAGGUUACCAGUAUUCGGUCCUUCCUUAGCAUGCAGAAACCAGUACAGGGAGUGGCCGUUAAUGUAGACCCACGAAGUAUUGAUGCCAAUGACUACUUGUCGCCGAGAAUGCUGCGAAAAAUGUCUGGUAAGGCAUCACAACGAAUUUUGGAAGCUCAUGCAAAUGUACGUAAGUUGGCAUUGUUAGAGGCAAAGCUAAAAUAUAUUGAAGCCUGGAAGUCAUUGCCUGAUUUUGGAGUAACCCUGUUUGUUAUUAAAUUUGAUGGACAUAAGAAGGAAGAGCUCCUUGGUGUAGCCCAUAACCGAAUCAUGCGAAUGGAUCUUAACUCGGGUGAUCACAUUAAAACGUGGCGAUACAACACGAUGAAGGCCUGGAAUGUUAAUUGGGGUAUAAAGUGUAUGAUGAUACAAUUCCAUGACGAAACCGUUGUGUUCUCCUGUCAGUCGGCAGAUUGCAAAGUCGUUCAUGAGUUUAUUGGCGGGUACAUAUUUAUGUCAAUGCGCUCAAAGGAAAAUAAUCAAACUUUAAAUGAAGAACUCUUUCACAAAUUAACCGGUGGAUGGGCCUAAAAUAGGAAAUGUAGUCGUCAUCCAGUUUCAGGAAUACAUAUGUAUGUAUAUUAUGACAACACUUACAGUCUGUUGAUGACUUUAAAUGCACAAAAAAAAAUGUUUGUAAAACGAAAAAAUUUAUUUUUCGGUUAUUCGAAAAGGACAUAUAUAUAUUUUAUAAUUGAUUAUGAAAUAGUAUGUAACGUACCAUGGUAACCUUUAUGAACACUGAAUAAUAUUCGUUUUACUGGAUUACGCUGCGUUUUGUUCCGGUAUGCCUGCCUAUAUGCCAUCUUAAGGUAUAAAAAAAGAUCUAAAGCCAAACUAAAUUAAUUCGAUGAUUGAAAUAUGUAUUUCUGAGGUGCCUUACUAUAAAGUUUGUAUUUAAAGUCUUCGUGCCUCUUAUGCUGUACAACUCUUUUUCUAACAUAUUACCAGUUCUAAGAGCUCGUGCCUAUCGAAAAAGUGCAAAAAAGCUAAAGUAUAUGUAUCUAAAAUUUUAACAAUUUAUACACUAAUUUUUUAAACAAAAUACUUAAACGUUCAAAUGGAAAAUAUACUUGUAUUAUUUUAAUUAAAUAUUGUUUAUAACUAUGUGUUAUAUCUCGAAAUAACUAAUAAAUUCUGUUUUUUAUCUCUAUGUA
Molecule: messenger RNA, 2961 nt
Organism: Rhagoletis pomonella (apple maggot)
Lineage: Eukaryota; Metazoa; Arthropoda; Insecta; Diptera; Tephritidae
Product: unc-112-related protein-like
Exons: 2
Coding region: 203-2335 (710 amino acids)
Biological process (GO): integrin-mediated signaling pathway; cell-matrix adhesion
Cellular component (GO): cell-substrate junction
Molecular function (GO): integrin binding
Source: RefSeq, a predicted model, not a curated record